CCUCCUAACUCCAAGCUCAUGUGAACGUCAUGGUCUUGGAAUGUUUCUCAAAAUUUUAACAGUCCUCUUACCAAUGAGCAGCUGAAUGCUUCCUAUGUAGGACCUCAUUCGUUGAUAUUUUAACACUGUCACGGAUGUAAGCAUUGUGCAUUUCUUGACUUUUUCAACAAUUCUCGCUAAGGCAUUGUAGAAGUAUAGAAAUAGUUUGGCUGGGAGGCUUCAAGAACUGAUGGCUACGGACAACCACGUUUCUGAGCUGAGGCUAACAGAGGAGGUGGGGCUGCCAUUACCGCAGCUCACGUAAAUCACGGACACCUCACACUGGCCAAGAUUCUCCUAAGGCCUCAUGGAGCUGGGGGCUCGGCGGCGGCUGGACACAGAGGAACACGGCCAUCACUCGGCCCCCGGCGGUUGCCCUUGAAGGGGGGGGACCCUCUGAUUUUCGAUUCCUUCCCUCGCCACGACCCCGACCAUGAUCGGGAAGCUGAAACAUAACCUCCUGGUGGCCUGCUUGGUCAUCAGCUCCAUCACCGUCUUCUACCUGGGGCGGCAUGCCAUGGAGUGCCACCACCGCAUCGAGGAGCGGGCCCGUCCAGGCGGCUCCAGCUUACUGCACGCCACGCUGCGCUCGGGCCAGAACCUGAGCUCCGGCGCCGCCGCCUACAACAAGGACAUGCCACUGAUCUUCAUUGGGGGCGUCCCCCGCAGCGGCACCACGCUGAUGCGCGCCAUGCUGGACGCCCACCCUGACGUGCGCUGCGGCGAGGAGACGCGCGUCAUCCCUCGCAUCCUGGCCAUGAAGCAGAUGUGGAGCCGCUCGGGCCGCGAGAAGAUGCGGCUGGAUGAGGCCGGCGUCACUGACGAGGUCUUAGACUCGGCCAUGCAGGCCUUCCUGCUGGAGAUCAUUGUCAAGCACGGGGAGCCAGCAACCUACCUGUGCAACAAGGACCCCUUCGCCCUCAAGUCCCUUAACUACCUGGCCAAGAUCUUCCCCCACGCCAAGUUCAUCCUCAUGAUUCGGGACGGCCGGGCCUCCGUCCAUUCCAUGAUCUCACGCAAGGUGACCAUCGCUGGCUUUGACCUGGGCAGCUACCGGGACUGCUUGACCAAGUGGAAUCGGGCCAUUGAGACCAUGUACACGCAGUGCUUGGAGGCGGCCGACAAAUGCCUGCCCAUGCACUAUGAGCAGCUAGUGCUGCACCCCGAGAAGUGGAUGAGGACACUGCUGAGGUUCCUCGACAUCCCCUGGAACGACGCUGUCCUGCAUCACGAGGAGCUGAUUGGGAAGGCGGGCGGUGUGUCACUCUCCAAGGUGGAGAGGUCCACGGACCAGGUGAUUAAGCCCGUCAAUGUAGAGGCCCUCUCCAAGUGGGUGGGCAAGAUUCCGCCAGACGUGCUGCGGGACAUGCCGGUCAUAGCCCCCAUGCUGUCCCGCCUGGGCUAUGACCCACAUGCCAAUCCUCCCAACUACGGGAGGCCAGACCCCAGAGUCUUGGACAACACAAGAAGGGUCUUUAAAGGUGAAUUUCAGCUACCUGAUUUUCUAAAAGAACAACCACAGAUCCCAAAGUCUCCAGAGAAGACCAAUCCCAGUUAAGAGGAAGCAGAGGGUCCCUCUGGAUGCCGGCUCCAGUGAGGAUUUGGGACAUGCAGCUCUCUCUCUGUGGGUGGGGAAGAACGGGAAGAUCUGGUCAGGAGGGCUCUUGGACACCUGUUGCUCUCCUUUCUACUGGGGACAUUUUACAACCCCCCCCCUACCCCCACUCUCCCGAAAGAUAUUUGGGCCCAAAGCCCCCCCCCCUCCCCCCCACUAGAGACCUGCUCUGGCCUUUGAUGUUGUACUGUACUUUCACAACCUGCAGCCUAAGAAUGUCAUUGCUGUUUUUUUUUUUUGGUCACAUCACUCAUUUUUAUUUCUCUGUACAAAUCAGUGAUUGUUAUGAGAGCAGUGACUUUAAAUACAAAGAAGGUAUUUAUGGAAGAAGAUUUAGCUUUUUAAAGAUUCAGUAUCUAUUUUAAUUUUUCAUGCCUUUCUAAUAGUGGAAUUCCAUGGAUGCUGAUAUCAGUUUCGGGGUUUUGGCCAUGUAAAAAAAAAAAAACACUUUUGUAACCGCUGUCCACCCUGAAGUGACCUUUUUGUAUAUGAGAAACAUAAUAAAUGAAUUCAUCAAA
Messenger RNA from Paramormyrops kingsleyae, 2172 nucleotides. It is a transcript of the gene tpst1, whose product is annotated as tyrosylprotein sulfotransferase 1. The record is from RefSeq and is a predicted model, not a curated record. Lineage: Eukaryota; Metazoa; Chordata; Actinopteri; Osteoglossiformes; Mormyridae. Gene Ontology annotation, biological process: peptidyl-tyrosine sulfation. Gene Ontology annotation, molecular function: protein-tyrosine sulfotransferase activity. Gene Ontology annotation, cellular component: Golgi apparatus.